UCAUCCUCCUGCAGAGCCACACUUCACAGCCCUGCUCCAAUUUGAGACUCCACAUAAGGACUGCACCAGGGCAAACAUGGAGCUGGUCACCAAAACUCUGCUUCUGUGCUUGGUGCUCGCUGUCACUAAUGCAGCACCCACGUCCCCACAAGAGUCAGCAGCAGUAGACCGGUGUGCAGGUAUUGAGUUUGAUGCCAUCACUCCUGAUGAGAAUGGGGCCACUUUCUUCUUCAAAGGCGACCACGUGUGGAAGGGUUUCCAUGGACCCGCUCAGCUCUCAACUGAGUUCUUUAAGGAAAUUGGCCACGUGGGGGCCGCUUUCCGCAUGCACAACACCGAGGACCAGACCGUCCAUGAUCACAUUUUCUUCUUCCAAGAUGACAAGGUGUUUAGCUACUACAACCAAACUCUGGAGCCAGGGUAUCCCAAGGAGAUCCAGGAGGUCUUUCCUGGGGUCCCCACUCACUUGGAUGCAGCUGUGGAGUGUCCCAAGGGAGAGUGCAAGACUGACUCCGUUCUGUUUUUCAAAGGACAAGAUGUGCACGUUUACGACCUCGCCACAAAGUUAACUAAAACCAAGACGUGGUCCGACCUGCCUACCUGCACCUCCGUUUUCCGCUGGCUGGAGCAUUACUACUGUUUCCACGGACACGACUUCACCAGGUUUAACCCGGUGUCAGGAGAGGUGACCGGCCAGUACCCAAAGGACGCCCGGCAUUACUUCAUGAAUUGCACGAACUUUGGUCACGGAGGUGGUCGCAGACCCGUCAAUUGCAGCGACGUCAAACUGGACGCCGUCACCACGGAUGACUCCGGCAGAACGUAUUACUUCACAGGCCCUAUGUUCAUGCGUCUCGACACCCGCCGGGACGGCGUUCACGCAUUCCCGAUAACAAGAACGUGGAAAGAAGUGGCCGGAGCCCUGGACGCUGUUUUCUCCUACACCGACAAAAUCUACUUGAUCAAGGGAGAUCAGGUGUACAUCUAUAAAUCUGACGCGCACUUCACCCUGAUCGACGGCUACCCCAAGAGUCUGCAGGAGGAGCUGGGCAUCGAAGGACAGGUGGACGCUGCUUUUGUUUGCCCAGGCGAGCAAACCGUUCACAUUAUCCAAGGUCAGAGGAUGAAAGACGUCGACCUCACAGCCACGCCCAGGGCCGUCACGAGAGAUCUGCCCCUCCCCUUAUCGGACAUCGACGCCGGCCUGUGUGACUCCGACGGGGUUAAAGUCUUCAAGGGCUCUCAGUAUUAUGAUUACAAAAGCCCCAUGAUCCUGGCUAUGGGCAGGAUCGCCCCUCAUCCUCAGCCCAUCACCUCAGCAAUGAUGGGCUGCAAGGAUUAGAGAAAGAAACUGAACCUUACAGAUACAUUUACAUGAAAAAUCCUCAUUUCUUUCAUGCAAUUAAGUGAGAUGCUGCUCGGUGAAUAAAAAGGGAAAACUGCGCAGUUUUCUGAGUCAUUUGGACUUUUUCAGUGGUUAGGGUUAGAAAAUACUGUUUUUUCUUUCUUAGUUUGACGGCUUGAAAUUUAAUAAAGGAGAUUAUAUUAGA
Mugil cephalus (flathead mullet) is the source of this 1550-nucleotide messenger RNA. RefSeq names its product hemopexin b (gene hpxb). Lineage: Eukaryota; Metazoa; Chordata; Actinopteri; Mugiliformes; Mugilidae. The transcript has 10 exons. Gene Ontology annotation, biological process: intracellular iron ion homeostasis; heme transport. Gene Ontology annotation, molecular function: heme transmembrane transporter activity. The record is from RefSeq and is a predicted model, not a curated record. Bases 77 to 1342 code for a protein of 421 amino acids.